ACAUGAAAAGAAGUAGCAACAGUAAGUGUUCCUCCGGAUUUUUCAACUAUAUUAAUAUUCCUGAUUCCGUAGUCAUGCGAUUGGCGAUAUUGCAACUUUGGAGUUUCAAGGACAAGAUCGCCAAUGUUCAAAAUAUCGCCAAUAAAAUCGAGAUGGUAGUCAAAGAGCACAACCCUCGAUUGAUAACCUUGCCUGAGUACUUUGUUCUUCCCAAACGGAAGAACAUAGAAUGCGUCCCUGAUGGAUACAUCUCCCAGCAGCUCUCGGGUCUGGCCAAGAAGCACCAAGUCUAUAUAAUUGGCGGAACAAUACCGGAAUUGGGCGAAAACGAUGCCAUGUACAACACCUGUACGGUUUGGUCACCCACUGGUGACCUCAUGGCAAAGUAUCGCAAGGUGCACCUCUUUGAUGUAGAGGUUAAAGGUGGCAUUAGCUUCAACGAAUCUGAUGACAUUUCCGCCGGCAAUGAUUUAUCCAUCAUUAACGUAGAUGGACACAAGAUUGGUAUCGGCAUCUGCUACGACAUCCGAUUCGAGGAGAUGGCCAGGGUAUAUCGCAACGCUGGCUGUGAGAUGAUUAUCUAUCCAUCUGCCUUCAAUAUGACCACUGGCCCUCUUCAUUGGGAGCUCCUUCAAAGAGCACGAGCCAACGAUAACCAGCUCUUUAUUGUCACUGCUUCAACAGCCAGGGAUACAAGCGCCAAGUAUGUGGCUUAUGGUCAUUCCAUGGUGGUGGAUCCCUGGGCCAAAGUGCUGCAUAGAGCUAGCGAAAGAGAAGAAACUGUGGUGGCAGAUAUAGAUUUCAACCUAGUGGAGCAAGUGCGACAGCAGAUUCCCGUCUUUGACCAACGACGACUUGAUAUAUACGCAACUGAAAAGAAAUGAAGUAAAGGUU
Messenger RNA from Drosophila eugracilis, 894 nucleotides. RefSeq names its product omega-amidase NIT2-like. The transcript has a single exon. Gene Ontology annotation, cellular component: mitochondrion. Gene Ontology annotation, molecular function: omega-amidase activity. The coding region runs from base 3 to 884 and encodes 293 amino acids. The record is from RefSeq and is a predicted model, not a curated record. Gene Ontology annotation, biological process: oxaloacetate metabolic process; L-glutamine metabolic process. Lineage: Eukaryota; Metazoa; Arthropoda; Insecta; Diptera; Drosophilidae.